Molecule: messenger RNA, 701 nt
Organism: Nestor notabilis (Kea)
Lineage: Eukaryota; Metazoa; Chordata; Aves; Psittaciformes; Psittacidae
Product: kallikrein-8-like
Exons: 4
Biological process (GO): proteolysis
Molecular function (GO): serine-type endopeptidase activity
Source: RefSeq, a predicted model, not a curated record
CCUCAAGGAACGUCCUAUGGGUGAUCGAGGGGACCUCCUGUGACCUGCCCUGGCAAGCUGCCCUCUUCAAAGGAGACAGGUUCAUCUGUGGUGGGACGCUGGUGGACAAGAACUGGGUGCUGACGGCCGCCCAUUGCCACGUCCCAGGCUUCAUCAACGUGCGGUUGGGUGGCCGGAGGCACAAGGACUCCGGUGGCACCGAGCAGAGGAGACAUUCAGCCAUGGUCUUCAAGUACCCAUGGUACAACGAGACCAACAAGGACGGUGACCUGAUGCUCAUCAAGUUCCACCUCCCCAUCCACAUCAACAAGCAGGUGAAGCCCUUGCCAUUGGCUUCCCAUUGUCCAGUGCCUGGCAAGACCUGUCAGAUCUCAGGAUGGGGGUCCACCACCAGCCCUAGGCGACCCGCCUUCAACUUCCCAGAGGACCUCCAUUGCACCAAGGUGACCAUCAUCUCAGAGGACCAAUGCCGGCACAUCUACCCCGACUCCAUCACCCCCAACAUGGUUUGUGCUGGUGAAUCCCAGAGCCGGGCCGACUCCUGCCAGGGUGACUCCGGGGGACCUCUCAUGUGUGAUGGGCGUCUCCAAGGGAUCGUCUCUUGGGGUCCUGGUGUGUGUGGAGACCCCAAGAAACCCGGAGUCUACGUCAACCUCUGCAAGUACACGCGGUGGCUUCAGGAGACCAUGAGAAGGAACUGA